This is a messenger RNA of Pyrus x bretschneideri (Chinese white pear), 723 nucleotides long. RefSeq names its product 50S ribosomal protein L20. Lineage: Eukaryota; Viridiplantae; Streptophyta; Magnoliopsida; Rosales; Rosaceae. The record is from RefSeq and is a predicted model, not a curated record. Gene Ontology annotation, cellular component: ribosome. Gene Ontology annotation, biological process: translation; ribosomal large subunit assembly. Gene Ontology annotation, molecular function: structural constituent of ribosome; rRNA binding. The coding region runs from base 193 to 570 and encodes 125 amino acids. The transcript has 4 exons.
GCUCUUAGCUCAAUAUUACAGUUGCCCAUCCAUAUUGUUUCUCUUCCGCCUCCACUGCCCGCUACUCCACCCACUCCCAGUUCGUCUGUCAUCUCUCGCCAUCCACCGCCACAGUUUUGCACAGCUCGGAGCUGUUGAUACAAAAAGGAACCCACCUCAGAUAAACUCAGGAUAAUAGAGGGAGAGUGAACAAUGAAUAAGGGUAAGAUUUUCAAGCUAGCCAAGGGCUUCAGGGGAAGGGCCAAGAAUUGCAUAAGGAUUGCCAGAGAGAGGGUGGAGAAGGCCUUGCAGUAUUCCUACAGGGAUCGCCGCACCAAGAAGCGAGACAUGCGCUCCCUGUGGAUCCAGCGUAUCAAUGCUGGCACCCGCAUCCAUGGAGUUAACUAUGGAAACUUCAUGCAUGGGUUGAUGAAGGAGAACAUUCAGCUGAACAGGAAAGUUCUGUCGGAGCUUUCGAUGCACGAACCACACAGUUUCAAGUCCCUGGUAGACAUUUCUCGCAGCGCCUUCCCAGGAAACAAGAACGUGGUGCCCGCUCCUCAGAAAAAAGGCCUCCAAAUUCUUGUGUAAUUGGCCAAUUAGUAAGAUAAAAUCCUUCUUUGCUUAAUAUUUAGAGCUUUUGUGGAACAAAACUCAAUGAGAUUUUCUUUGUUUUGUCCUUUAGAACUUGAUUAGUUUUAUUUGCCGUUAAUGCAAAUUUUGGUGAACCUGCAAUUACCUAUA